Molecule: messenger RNA, 920 nt
Organism: Salmo salar (Atlantic salmon)
Lineage: Eukaryota; Metazoa; Chordata; Actinopteri; Salmoniformes; Salmonidae
Gene: acyp2
Product: acylphosphatase 2, muscle type
Molecular function (GO): acylphosphatase activity
Source: RefSeq, a predicted model, not a curated record
UUGGUUAAAUUAGAAGAAGACGCAGAAGAAAAAUGGUGGCAGUGAGCAGGGCAUAGCUCAGACUUAUCUUUGAGGAAAGCAACUAACGUAGCUACAUCUGUUAGCCGGGAGAGGGGCUGGGGUUAUUGCAUGGGUAGUGUGGAAAGCCUUUAUAGUUUAGUUUUAUCCUCAGUGGUUAUUUUACUUGCCAUGUCUACCAACGUUGAUGUUGGAGGUGAAAAGCUUGCCUCUGUAGAUUUCGAGAUAUUCGGGAACGUCCAGGGUAGGUAGGCUUACUAGGCUACCCUGCGCAUGUUCAGUUGUCUGCCUUGGGGGUGAGCCUGUGCCUGUGUUUGCUUCAGAAUGUACACAGAAGACCAGGGGAAGAAGCUGGGUGUUAAUGGCUGGGUGAAGAACACAAGAGAAGGAACAGUGGUUGGCCAGUUACAGGGGCCCCAUGACAAGGUCAAUGAAAUGAAGGUGUGGCUGAGUAAGGUGGGGAGUCCCAGCUCACGCAUUGACCACGCCAAGUUCUCUAACGAGAGGGACAUCCCCAAACUGGAAAUCCAUGGCUUUGGCACUCGCUACUGACAGCCAGAGCAGCGACAAAGCACCGCAGCAGCAAGUAUCCACCCUGAGGCCUGCCCAAAAGGAAUUAGUAGCUUCUCAACUUCUAAGGUGCUUGAUUUGACCUGUAAUAUUCAUAUCUUCACAGUUUUAAAUGUAAUUCUGAGGCCUGUUAUGCCUUUUAUUUAUUGUUUGAAGAAUAGUCAUUUGAAUGCUCUGUUAUCAUGUAACCCACAAAAGAAGUUUGACAUGAUUAGUUUGCUAAAUGCAACUUUUAAAUUGCACUUAAAUGCCACCAUGUAUGUCAAUAAUAGUCAACGUUUACAAUGUUGAGUUCAUCCCAUCAAAGACAGAAAUAAAAUGAUUUAGUGAAA